This is a messenger RNA of Hippoglossus stenolepis (Pacific halibut), 986 nucleotides long. RefSeq lists its product as uncharacterized. The record is from RefSeq and is a predicted model, not a curated record. The transcript has 4 exons. The coding region runs from base 196 to 663 and encodes 155 amino acids. Lineage: Eukaryota; Metazoa; Chordata; Actinopteri; Pleuronectiformes; Pleuronectidae.
UAACCACCGAGCUGCUCAGUAGCUGCACAUUCUUUUACACAGAAGAAAAACGUAAACAGGAAGCGAUUCUCUGUGAUCGCGUAAAAACCAACGAACGAGAAUCAACGUCAUCACGUCGUCAAACUGGAAAACUGCUGAGUUAAAGUUAAAUCAAAGGAUUUCACCGCCGAGACUUUGACCUGUACGGAACCCGACAUGUCGCUGCAGGUGUGGUGUCUGUCGUUCCGGCAGCCAUACGCCGGUCUGAUCCUGGACGGGGUGAAGACGGUGGAGAGCCGCUGGAGGCCCCUGCUGGCCCCGCUGGAGAACCAGACUCUGGCGGUCCACAUCGCCCGGCGGGACUGGGAGGGGGAUGAGUGGCGGGCGGUGCUUAGCGGCCCCCUGGGGAUGAACGAGGCUCAGAUCCACGGGCUCCUGGAGUCCGGGGAGAGGUUCGGCCGCGGCGUGGUGGCAGGAUUGGUGGAUGUGGGCGGGACCUCGGUAUGUCCCGCCUCCAUGCUGGAGGAGGAGCUUCAGCACCUGGAGAGGUCGGCCAUUCUGGUUGGUCUGCAGGAGAAACACCUGACUCACCUGUCCAACCCUCGCUGGCUGAAAGAGCCUCUGAGCUCCCGAGGAGGUCGCGACCCCUGGACUGUAGAGAUCCCCACUGAGCUGUUACCGUGACGACACGUGAUGCACACAGGACGUCAGCUGAGAGGACGUCCUCCAUGUGGACCAGGAUGGAUGUGAAAUGACACUGUUAAAAGGACGUGGACACACGUGGCUCAGACCACCUCCGAGUGUGGUCUAGUGUGAUCACAUCUUUAUCGGAUCUGAGUGCGUUCACACCUGAACAUUCAUCCUCCUCAGAGAAAGAAGCAGGGUCUUCAACGUUCUUCAGGCCAAGGACCCCAAACUGAUGGAGAUGGAGCAGGGACCCCCGACUAUAUAUAUUGUAUACAAUUGUGUUUUAUAUUAAACUGGGCCUAGUGCCAUGUAUAAACAUA